Paramecium octaurelia is the source of this 1129-nucleotide messenger RNA. Lineage: Eukaryota; Ciliophora; Oligohymenophorea; Peniculida; Parameciidae. The record is from the annotation of a GenBank genome assembly.
AAUUAAUGUAAGGAAACGAAGAUAUUAACAAAGUGUACACUUUGGAGAAAACCUUAGGAGAGUAUUGAAAUUAUAUAAGUCAAGGGGAGCCUUUGGAGUUGUGAAGAGAGCUGUCAAAAAGAGCACAGGCGAACAUUUCGCAGUGAAAAUAAUUAACAAGUAUUUGAUCCAUAUUGAUUGAAGGGAAAACCUAUCAAACGAAGACCUAUUAGCCUUAUAAACAGAAGUGGAAAUCCUUACUCAAGUACAACUAAUAAAUAUUUAGAUUGAUCAUCCCAAUGUUGUGAAAUUGUAUGAGAUUUAUGAAGAUGACACAUACUUCUAUAUGGUCUUGGAAUUAAUGACUGGCGGAGAGGUAUUCAAUAAUCAAUCAUCACAUUAAGCUAUUUGAGAGAAUAGUUGAAAAAGAUCACUUUAGUGAGAAGGAAGCAGCUGCAACACUCAGACCAAUUAUUGAUGCACUUGCUUAUUGUCACAAAAUGGGAAUUGUACAUAGAGACCUCAAACCAGAAAAUCUACUCUACUCAACCAUGGAACCUGGAGCCCUCUUAAAAGUAAGUGAUUUCGGACUUGCUCGUUUCGUUGGCUCAGAAGAAGUCAUGAUGACUCAAUGUGGUACUCCAGGUUAUGUGGCUCCUGAAAUCAUCAAUGGCAAAGGAUACACAGAAGCCAUUGAUUUCUGGUCAGUUGGUGUUAUUCUCUAUAUCAUGUAUGAAGAAUAUUUAUUCAAGGUUGUGCGGGUUCCCUCCUUUCUAUGAUGAAGAUAACGAUAAGCUCUUUUAAAUGAUCAAAACUGGCAACUUUGUUUUCCCAUCACCGUAUUGGGAUCAAAUUAGCAAUGAAGGUUGAAUCUUAAUAUCAUAUUUAUAGCCAAGGAUUUAAUCAAAGGCCUAUUGACCAUUGACCCUGCCAAAAGACUCACCACUGAGAAAAUCCUUAAACACCCCUGGCUCCUCAAUAACACCCACAAAUCUAUUGUCAAUCUAUAAGCCAAACUAAAGGAUUAUCGUGCUUCCAAAAAAAUCAAAGUAAAAAUCUCCCUCUAAUUCAUCAUAGAGAAUCGCCAAUGUCCUCACCAUUGCUAGAGGAUGGGGCAAGAUGGCCUAAGUUAAGAAAAAUUGAUAUCAUU